Molecule: messenger RNA, 792 nt
Organism: Phytophthora infestans T30-4
Lineage: Eukaryota; Oomycota; Peronosporomycetes; Peronosporales; Peronosporaceae
Exons: 3
Coding region: 1-792 (263 amino acids)
Molecular function (GO): ubiquitin binding
Source: RefSeq, a predicted model, not a curated record
AUGGCGCAAAACUUCCGUGAUGAGCUGGCCGCGCUACGUGGAAUGUUCCCGUCCUGGGACGUAGAGCUGCUGCAGGAACUUUUAGAGGCGCAUCAAGGAAAUAUGGAGAGCACGGUGGACACUUUGCUGACUAUGGAUGCGACGCCUGGCGCCGCAGAAGCGCACGAUUCACAGCCGCCGCCAGCUCCGAGAUCUCCGCCGCGUCGUCCGCGCAGUCCGAUAACAGCGCCGUCGUCUUCUCCGCGUGGACAUCCGUGUGGCCGCGUCAAGCUUCCCGACGAUUUCUUGCGGCUGCCGACCUACGAUCACCGUGAAUUGUCCGAACAGGAGGAACGCGACGCAAUCCUGGCGCGUAUGCUGCAGGACCAGAUCUUCCGGGACGAGGUGCUUUCCAGUGAGGAAUUCUCGUCCCACUUCCACGACAACCGAUCAAUGAUACCGAGCCAAGCUUACCAACCCGAGAAGACAGCAGCCGAGAUGGCCAGCGAGACGUACACAGCCAUGAGCGAGAAGUUCUCGUCCAUGAGCGAAGUUAUGAAGAGCAAGAUGCACGACAUGUACAUGCGCUUCCAGAUGCGCAACGACGCUCCCGCUAGCAGAGACCCCAAGAGCCAACGUCCGCUAAUGGAGGACGACUCUGAUUCUAGCGAGGACGAAGAUCUGAACGACAACGUGGAUGUACGACGUCGGACCAUGGACCACCGACGCAGCCACGGAUCGCCGAGACGAAUGAGUCCUCGCAACGUGACACGAAGGACCAACGCUGGAGCAUACUCCAAGAAGGACGACUAA